GCGUGGCCUUGCAGGACAGGCGGAUAAGAGGCACCGGGCGGGCACGGCAGGCGUGGCUGGCAGCGGGUCGCUGAGGCGGGUGGGGCUGUCCUCAGGCCUCCGGGAGGGCGGUUGCUGGGGUUGAGAUACCCAGUCACUGCUCCCUGCCCUCAGUAAGCCGAGCUACCUCGCCGGCGCCACUAUGACAGGCAGCCGCUGUGUCCCGGUGCUCCUGGCCGCCUGGCUCGCGGCAGCAGCGGCCGAGGGCCUCCAGCAGGCCGCGCUGCCGGCGGAGGAGAGCCGGGUGCAGCCCAUGACCGCCUCCAACUGGACGCUGGUGAUGGAAGGCGAGUGGAUGCUGAAAUUUUAUGCACCGUGGUGUCCAUCUUGCCAGCAGACUGAUUCUGAAUGGGAGACUUUCGCAAAGAAUGGAGAAACACUUCAGAUCAGUGUGGGAAAGGUGGAUGUCAUUCAAGAACCAGGUUUGAGCGGCCGCUUCUUUGUCACUACUCUCCCAGCAUUUUUUCAUGCAAAAGAUGGGAUAUUCCGUCGUUACCGUGGCCCAGGAAUCUAUGAAGACUUACAGAAUUACAUCUUAGAGAAGAAAUGGCAAUCAGUUGAGCCUCUGACUGGCUGGAAGUCCCCAGCUUCUCUAACGAUGUCUGGAAUGGCUGGUCUUUUUAGCAUCUCUGGCAAGAUUUGGCACCUUCACAACUAUUUCACGGUGACUCUUGGAAUUCCUGCCUGGUGUUCUUAUGUCUUUUUCGUCAUUGCCACUUUGGUGUUUGGACUGUUCAUGGGUCUGGUCCUGGUAGUGAUCUCAGAGUGCUUCUAUGUGCCACUUCCAAGAGUUUCAUCUGAGCACUCUGAGCAGGGUCAGAGGCCAGAGGGGGUUCGAGGAACUGAACAGCUGCAGGAUGCAGAGGAAGAAAAGGAUGACUCAAAUGAAGAAGACAACAAAGGCAGUCUUGUGGACGAUGAGGAGGAGAAAGAGGACCUUGGAGAUGAGGAUGAAGCAGAGGAAUACGAGGAAGAGGACAACCUGACAGGCAGCAUGGAUGAGGAGAGAAGUGACGCCAAUGACCAAGGAGUGCUGCAGGAAGGCAGUGUGUCCCAGGAGGAACUCGAUGAAGCUCAUUCAGCCGACACACAGGAGGUGGUAGAAGACUCACUGAGGCAGCGCAAGAGUCAGCAUGCAAACAAGGGAACAUAGGUUUCAUGAUGCCAUUUCUAAAAAUAUAGGCCAGAAAAUAAGUCUGCUUUUCUCUGGUCUGCAGUUUAAGCCAAAUCCUUAGUUCUUAUUUAUUUUUUAAUUUUUUUUUCCUGAAUGAGCAAUGUUCACUCUUAAAAGAUGAACUCUGGUCCUGUAGUCACAUGGUAGUAAGCUUCUGUGUCCUAAAGAGAGUCAGGGACAGCACUCAGCCACCAUGGUGUAAGGAUCUUCGUGGGGCCUUAUGUGGAAAAUAAAUUGAUAUGAUUGGGGGCCAAAGAGUCAACCAGAGGACUCUCUCCAGUCCUCCGUAGCACCUUUAGAAAUGAGACUGCUGGCUUAAAUAGAGAGCAGAGCCACAUUACUCCUGAGCAUCCUUGAAGUACAGGAAGAGUCUUCCUUGUUUUUGUCAUGGAAGAAACACUGGGUACCAUAAACUCCCAGACACUGUCUUGGGGCUAGAAAUUCUAGAGACCUGGACAUAGAUACGACUUCAAAAAGAAGCUGGAGAGUCAUCUGAGCUCUCUUGUCUUUUAUUUCUUACCUUUAAUUCUGGUGACUUCACUGUGGAACUGAAGACUGCCAUAUGUUUCAUAACUGCUCUGUAUUGAGAGCAGCAGACAGCAGGAGCCUGUAUCCGUUACCCUUAUUCAACUUAAAGAUACAGGUAAUCAGUAACCGUGGCUGAUGAGGCUUAGACUGCUAAGUAUCUCAAGGACAUGCUGUAUUCUUUAGCAAUUCAAAAGAUAGUGGUGGUUUCAUAGGACAGGUAUAAACAAACAACUGGUUUUGAUUAGCUUGUAGUACUUCCAGGAUAACUUCUUCAAGAGUUCCUUUAGCCAUGUUCUUUGUGUUUCUGAACCCCAAAGUACUUUUUGCCUUGUUAUUACAAGGUAGUUCUGUGAAGCCAACUUCAAGUUUGUGUUGUUUAUUUUCCAUCUCCAGGGUUCUCUGCCUCUGGAACCAUGUUAAUAAUAACUGAAAAGCAUGUCUGCUUUUCUUUCAGUGAUGUGUUUUUAGUGAACAAAAUUGAGGAAAGUCAAUAUCAAGAGUGAAAGAUUAUUGUUUCUAUCUCCCCAACCCUCUAGAGAAUUGUAUCAUUAUAAAUCUCUCCCUACUUAAUCUGGUAUCAAUAUCAAGGGAAACUAGCUUCUUAAAAACAUAUCUCCAAAUCCUCUCUUACCCUCGCAUGUCUCAGAAUAAAUUCAUAAAAUUAGAUUCUAGGUGUAUGAAAGAUGCCUAAAGUUAAUCUUAUACACAACCCCUGGGUUGAGUCAGCAUAAUGAGUACAGGUUUGUGGAAUUCAAAUGUUUAUGUCAUUUUUAAGAAGGGAUAUGCAUUUAUCUGUUUAGAUAACCCUUUCUCUGCAUGAGCUGCUAACAGGAAGCCCAGUGCGGGUGGCGGUUCAGAGUCUGCCUUCCCGUACUGCAUGAGGCUGUUACAAACCUCGAGCAAAGAAGAUUUUAUUGUGACAAUCCAUUCUUUAUAAAUGUUUUUGUUUCCUCUUUGUAACUUAGUUAACUAUGAGCUCCAGGCUGAGGCCAUCACAGAACUGAAGUGGUAGUAAUAGACCUUCCUGCCCUCCCAUGUUCCUGCCUUCUGACACAUCUUUACUCAAAAGAGCCCUCGUUCUGUGGUGGCUGUUCUCUUCCUGCUAGAGCUGAGAUGCACUUCUCCUGUGCCGGGUCUCCUUGCCUUGUGACCAGGUGCAUGGAGUGUUCAAGGAGUAGGAACUCAAGCCCAGAGCAGCAGGAAAGGGAAGGCUCCGUGUCUCUGUUCUGUGUAGUACCCUCCUCCAAACUGAGUACAGGGUUUUAACGGGGUGUUUGGCUAGAGGGAAGGCUUGAAGAAUCAGCCUGCCUUGGCCUUUAGAAAUGUUUCAAAACCAGUUUCCCAUUGGACCCCAUAUAGUACCUAAUUGUACAAUGAGAUAAUACAUUUCCUUUCUUAAUAAUACUUACAAUAAAUAGGAGGGUAGGAGAAAAAAAGUCAUAGAGAAGAGGGUCCAGUCUAGUAAAAUUAUAUUUAUCUAUAGAAAUCAUUUUUUUAUC
Messenger RNA from Onychomys torridus (southern grasshopper mouse), 3240 nucleotides. RefSeq names its product thioredoxin related transmembrane protein 4 (gene Tmx4). The transcript is spliced from 8 exons. Lineage: Eukaryota; Metazoa; Chordata; Mammalia; Rodentia; Cricetidae. The coding region runs from base 182 to 1192 and encodes 336 amino acids. The record is from RefSeq and is a predicted model, not a curated record.